This is a messenger RNA of Linum trigynum, 2267 nucleotides long. NCBI's taxonomy places the organism in Eukaryota, Viridiplantae, Streptophyta, Magnoliopsida, Malpighiales, Linaceae. The record is from the annotation of a GenBank genome assembly.
CAACAUCACUGUCUUCGUCUUCGAUAGUGAUAAUAAUCACCGCUUUAGUAAAAAACGGGGAAGGUAUCACCGCUUUCGACAACAGCGGGGAACACAUUACCGCUUUCGACAACAACGGAGAAGGUAUCACCCCUGCCGUCCAAAACGGUGAUUGCCUCACCGCUGUUGAGCAAAACGGUGAUUGCAUCAUCGCCGCCGACCAAAACGGUGAUAAUUGACCACGUUUUAGAGCCCUGGUAGGUGGAAAAUUAGGUCACGGUGAUUGCAUCAUCGCCGCUUUGGACAAAAGCGGUGAUGUGCUCACCGCAAUUGUCCACCGCGGUGAUUAGCUGGCAUUUUUCCCUAUAAAACCGACCCCCUCUUCCCUCAUGUUGCCUUACAGCAAAUUAGUACAAAAAUUAGUGUUUUUUUUGUCGUUUUCUCAGCUGGUUUGGAGUUGGUUUACUGCUCAAGAAACUCAUCGGGAUUCAGUAUGUUAUAAUUAUGUAUUGUUUACAUGUUGAUGUGUUAGUAAUUAUAUGUCUGUAUUUAGUGAAUUGCGGUUAUUGGCAAAUAUGUUAUGAGAUAUUUAGAUUAAUUAUGAUAUGAUAGAUGUUAGUUAGUUAGUUAUGAAUUUAGAUGAAUUUGUUUAGUUUUCUCAUGAUAGAUCAAUUAGUUGCGUUAGUUUAUGGGUUUGGAUGAUAUUGUUUUUGUCCCUAAUGUACUAAUUAUAUACUAUACUUAAUUAUUAUAAAUUGCAGACAUGGGUAAAUUUAAGAAGUUUCGGCUUAUUAUUCGGUGAAAUGGUCGGGUGACAAACUCAAACAUUGGGAUCGACUAUGAAAAUGGCGAAUCCACUAUGCUAAAAAUUGAGUCGAGAUUCUCGUGGCAAGAACUCCAUGACAUUUGUGCAAAAAGGACUUGUACGGGCGGGCAAAGGAGAGUUGGUCAAAUUGCUUAUCGGUAUCCAAACAUGAGUGCUGACGGAAUCAUGUACGAAAAAGUUGUCAUAAAUGAUGAUGACUCGGUGAACAUGAUGAUACAGUUCCUAUCUGACAACGGGUUGCGGCUUGCAGAGGUGUAUGUCGAGACCGAGCCGGUCGGUGAAACUCAUUCUCACCAGUAUUCUUGUGAUGAUGGUUUUGCAGGAGGGUAUGACUGGGGUGGUAGUUCAAGUAACUACGGAGGAGGUACUUCUGCAGGAGGGUAUGGCUGGGGUGGUACUUCAAGCAACUACGGAGGAGGUAGUUCUGAAGGAGGUGUUGGGUGGGAAGAGCCCGACGGUGAUCAAUGGCCUGCUUGGGGUCCAGAGUGGGCUGACAUUGAGACCACCCUUCGAUCUGGACGUACUUCGCAUGACCAAGAAGACGAUGUUGGUUAUGCUGGUAACGAUGACCAUCCUGAGUCGAGCUAUCCAUUCGCCUCUAGUGACGAUGAAAGUGAGGAAGAUUUGAGAUUAGUCAGUGAGGAGGAAGAUACAAACGAUGUCGACGAUAUCGAUGAUAGAGAGGUGGCGUUCCGUCAGGCACCAACGCCUUACUGCACAGAGGUUCCUGAUCAAUUUUUAUAUGGUCAGAACGAUGCCCCUGACUUUCGGCCCAUGCCUGUGUAUAAUCCGACUACUAAUUUGGAAGUGGGUAUGGCGUUCACCACUCUUUUGGAUUGGAUGGCUUGGACUUUGGCCAUUGGUGAAUUGCAUCUGAAAUAUCAGCAGCUACCUGAGUAAAGUAAACAAAGGCACGAAGCACCUCCCAAAUCCUACCGGUAAAGCUGCAAGUGAGAAAGAUGUGAUUAGCGUCUUCCUCACUCAUCCUGCAUAGAACACAUUUGCUGGGAAAGCUCCACCCUCUCUUCUUUAAAGAGUCGUGAGUGAGGAUCUUCUUCUGUUUUACCGCCCACAGGAAAGUGCACACCUUGGUAGGAAUGUGUCGCUGCCACAUCGUUCUGAAAGGGAAGUCCUCCCUUGGCUGAAACUUCUCCUUUACAAGACCAAGGUACAUGGAUCGCACGGUAAAAGGAGCAUCAGCUGCUGCCAGCCAAGUCAUGCAAUCUGGACCUGUGGAAAAGAAAGAAAGAUCAAGGGAAUUAAGAAGAUUAAAUAAGCCCUCCCUCUCUCUCUUAGCCCCGCCUCUUAGCGAAUAUUAAGAGGUAUUUCCCAAACAAAGCACUCAUUCUCAAUACGAAAGCAUUGUGAAACCGUCGCAAGCGGGAGAACUGCAGCAGCCGCCACUCUUGGAAAAACCACAGGAAGAGUCCUUUCGCUGAGCCAAUAAUCUUGCCAGAAAGAA